GCAGCCUAGCAGUGCGGACGGUGCGCUCGAGCAGUCAUGCUGUGUUCCGCGCGGUGUUCUUGCUUUCUCUGCCGUGAGCUCCAGUCCUGUCGUGCCGCCGACGCCCGCAAACCUCCAAACAAACAAAACAUGAGCGACAAUUUCAUACUUAAGAAAGCUGAGGCUUGGGAGCCUAUGAAAUUUAUAAGAGGAGCUGCCAGACUAUCAGUUCGACACUGGCAGAGUCGGGAACCACUCGCUCCCGGAAAACCUCGUUCUCCAACACACAAGUCUACAAGCUGUGAACAACUCUAUCCGCAACCCUCUGAAGAAGGAUCCUACGCUCUUCGAAAGGUUCCCAGUUCAGACAGAAUGAAGCAGACCGACAAUAAACCUUUAUUUAAACUUCUAGGAAAUUCGCGUUCCAAGAAAAUAAGUGAUAAUCCUGACCCUAAUGUACGACGAAGUGUUUUAAAUUUUAGGAAAAACGAACAAAAGAACUCAAAAAAUGUGCAUGAAAAGUACGUGCCCUUACAAAAAAAUUCAACAUCUCUUGAACACAUAUACAGUGAACCCAAGCUAUGGAAUUCGAAAUUAGAUGAAUGCUGCCGGCCACCUAUCUACCAGAGCGUUGAAAAAAAAAUUGCUGAUAAUAAAGGAGCAGAUAAAAAAUCAUUGAAUAAUCGCCCUCCUUGCUAUGACGAGUUAGCAAAGAAAUUGUCUGAUGAAAGAAAUAAAAAAGUCCCUGAAAAUGGACUGGCUAAUAAAAUUACACAAAAUAAUAACAAAGUUGUAAUUUACUUUGGCGAUUCUCUCAUUCGAAAACAUAAUGAAGAAAAAAAAGAAGAAAAAGCUCAAGAGCAAAAGGAAGAGGCUAUCUAUGCCAAUAGAAUAAUGGAUGAUAAGGACCAAUCGGGAAUAGGAAGAGAAGUGGAUAAGGGUGGAGGAACUCAGCUUAUAUCAGAAGUACAAGUUACAGAGGCUAUUUAUUCGGAAAUCAAGAAUGAACCAGCACCUGGACUGAUACCAAUCAACGAUGCAACGUACAAAAAAGAUGUCAAGGAGACCAUGAGUUCGGAUGGCUUUUUGAUAGUAGAGUUCGAAGGAAACUUCGAAAGGGCGCGUCAGUUAGUAGAAUUAGUGCAUGGUGGUGGUAGUGGAGUGGAGCAACAUGAAGCUACAAUGUUGGAUGACGAUGAGCAGUGUGACUGGAGUUUUAUCCAAAACUGGAGGAAACGGCCUUCAAGCGGCUGCCGGCCAGAAGAGGCGUGGUGCAGCGCGGGCGUGUCCGGAGCGCGAGCAUUGCGCGUGCGCGUUGCAGGAGCGGCUCCGGCGCACGCCCGCCGUCUCUCGCCGCCGCCGCAUGCGCAUCGGGCUACGACACCGCCACCGCCGCCGCCGAUUGAUCCGCCGGCUAAACCCAACCCUGAGGAUUCUCGGACGGAGGCUCCAGAGGCCCCAAGUGGGGCGCAGCUGAAGGCAAUAAGCGCGGUAUCCCCAGUGACGGCGGCUAGCACGCCCGUCAAAAGCGCCCCAGCCCUUAGCAGCUAUGCUCUAGAACGGCGCAAACACGACCGACCUGCUGAUACACCCCAACAGAAUGGAGUCCGCGAGUGUAACAGCAGUUCCGAUGAAAACAGAUCCUCCGGUCAUGCAUCUAUGUCCGACAGUGGUGGUGGUGGGGAAGCUGGUCGGGACGAGCCCAGAAGGUCGAGACAACCACCACAUGCAAGAACCAAGCAUAGACCGCAUAAUAAGUUACAGUCACCCUGGCCAGGAGGUGGUGGACUGGAAGACAUCCGGUCUGCUAUCAAACAGCUCACGCUGCGCUCAAGGGACAGCAGCAGCACCGCUACUAGUGGUGCUUCAAGUGGUGGAGGAGGAAGCAACAAUGCCCAAGAGACUGGCAGCGCGGCGGAGGCCAGAAGACGUCGGGCUCCGUUGGUACGACAGCCGUCACUGGACACGGUUUGCACCAACGUCACUAGCGCUGACGAAUUUGUCUGGGUCGACUCUCACAAUAGGCUAGUGGAGCUCCGCUGCGUCCCUUGGACGGCAGGCGAGGUCAGCCGGGCUCUGCAGACCGGCCGCUGUCGCGAAGCCGCCGCUAGGAUGGCGCCCGAUGCGCCGCCACGACUGGCUUACUUGUUGCAACGUGCCUUAGUCCGCAUAGCACGUGAAGCUCAGCGCCUCUCGCAGAACUUUGGCUUCUGCUCUAAGCACGAAGUCGCAGGAGCUUUCAGAAUCAUACUCAGUACCCCGUUAGCUGAUUCUUGCAUAAAGGGUUGUCAACGUGCAGCGACAAUGUACGCGACAUCAGGUAGUGCGGCAAGGCGCUUGGGAUCGGCUGCGCGUGCGCGUACUAGUCUCGCGCCAGGCCGCUUCCUUAGAUGGAUGCUUGACGUGCGCGUCGCUUCUUUUGUUCACGAGUAUGCAGCCAUAUAUCUUUGUGCGGGAAUGGAGACUCUGCUAGAAGAGAUAGCUCUGAUAGCAGGCAGUGGCGCUGCUGCUGCUCCUAUAACGCCUGCGGCCAUUGACCAUGCGGUGGCCAACUGCGCCGAUUUAUGGGGCCUUUUGCAACCCUACAGUCACUUAAACGCUGGCAGAGUAGCCUCAGGAGCUCUUUCUUUGUCGCGCUGGGAAUCAAUGAGCUCUUUAGGAUCCGGUUCCGGGGCAUCGUCAGGUGCUCCUCGGCCUGAGAACAGACAGUUGGGCAUGAGUCAUGAUUCUGGUAUCACCACCAAUGGAUCUGCUGGGUCCGGUACAUCAGGUUCCAACACGAGUACAUCAGAGUCAGCGGGCACCAACGGCUCCGCGGGGUCCGGGGCUUCAGUGCUGCUGACAACGUGUGCCGGAUCUGCGGGAGAACUCAGGGCCGUGUUGAGGCAGCUCAGUCCUAGACAUCCACCUCUGUCCCCCGCCGGGGAACGAGCCCUGUAUUACUUUAUGAGAUGUUCUCAGUUGGAGCACAGCACUAGUGGGGCAUCAGCAGGAGCUGGAGCGUGUGGGGGUGCAGGAGGCCUGUGGGGCGAAAGGGGCGCAGGGGCGUUGCCACCUUUGGGUGAAUGGGUGCGGGUAGCGCGUGCACACGCUGCCUUACGACCACCUCCUGCAGUACCAGACGCCGACGACGUGUUGCAGGCAGCUCGGUUGCUACUGCCGCACGCUGACUGCCCACCCAGACCCAUCACCAUGGAAGAAGCGAUAGAACCGGCUUGGUCGCGCUGUACGCGGUCUACGGAUGAAGUGAGUCGAGCAGCCUUGGGCCUGGCGCAGAGAGCCUUGUUGAGUGGUAGAGCGGAGUUUCUCAGCGGAGUCAGAGCUUUGCUGCCCCCUGCGGGGAUCGACGCCACAGACGCUUCGGGGCUCACUGCGCUUAUGAAGGCUGCCUUGGCAGGAGAUGAACAAGUUGUUGCGAUGCUGUUAGAAGCAGGGGCAGACCCAAACAUCGAAACAGGAGGCUUAGCAGCUCAGCACAAUGCACUGCUGUCGCCUUCUCGCUCGCCCAAUCAUCCUCACUCUUCUCACCUCAACAACUCCCUCGCCAACACUUAUACUCCGCCCUCUGCGGGUUGGACAGCCCUAGUAUACGCAUGCAGUGGCGCAGGCGCAGGUGGGUCGGGAGCGGUGGAGGCCGCUCGAAGACUGCUCGCUGCCGGCGCACGAGUCGACGGCGCACCCGCCAGAGGGGAGGAUGUCUGUACGCUAACACCUUUGCAGGUGGCUUGCGGCGUGGGCAACCUCGAGCUAGUGCAGUUGUUGCUAUCGCACGGAGCCGACCCCUUCUUGUCCACGCAACUCACCGACGCUCUCUGUUACUCGGCGGCUGCUCAGUAUGGCUGCUACAGCGCGGUAGCCGUAUGUUGCACUCACGGGCGUCGGGCGUGCCUUCGAGCCGCAGUUCGAGGGGGCGGAGGCCGAGCUGUUCUCUCUUUAGAAGAAGUACUCGCGGAAGGGGCUCCGCCUGCCGCUGGCCGGCCUCCACCCUUCACGAAGCAGCAGCAGCGAGCUUUGCAAGAUGCCAUGUACUGCGCCGCUGAAACCGACCAUCUUGAUAUAACUCUGGAGCUGCGAGCUCUCGGAGUUCCGUGGUCCCUUCAUGCCUGGACGCUGUCCUUGGCUGCUGCAGCAGAGGCCUCUCUUGACCACGUCAUCGACCAACUCCUACAAGAUUUCUUACAGGUGUGUCCGAGUGACGACAGCCACUACAGCAAGCAGUUCAUCUACGAGUGUCUUCCCCUGCUUUUCAAUAUUUUAAGAUACAGCAAGAAGGAAGGCACAGUCCUCCUGCUGGCGGACAUCUUGUGCGCGUGUUACGGCUGGGAAGCGGUGCCGGGCGUGCGUGAACCUCCCCCCGCCACGGCUGCGCCCGCGCGAGUAGACGUCUCCUACGUCAACAACCCCUCGCUGGCUGACGUCACUUUCAGAGUGGAAGGUCGUUUGUUCUACGGACACAAGAUAGUGUUGGUGUCGGAAUCGCCUCGGCUGCGUUCCAUGUUGGCCCCGGCUCGGAACUCCGCGGAAGCCCUUCCACCGGCCAACACUACGCCACCACUCGUGCAGAUCAAUGAUAUACGAUAUCAUAUAUUUGAGCAAGUAAUGAAAUACCUAUACUCCGGUGGUUGUUCCAACCUGGAUAUCCCAGAAAGUGACGUUCUGGAAGUGCUGGCUGCUGCAUCUUUCUUCCAGCUCUUACCGCUUCAGAGGCACUGCGAAGCGCGCGCCGCCAAGUCUGUCGACCUGCAUAAUCUGGUGUCCGUCUAUAUCCAUGCUAAGGUAUAUGGCGCUACUCAACUGCUAGAGUACUGCCAAGGAUUCCUGCUCCAAAACAUGGUAGCUUUACUCACAUAUGACGACUCUGUGAAGCGUCUUCUGUUCGGCAAGCGCUUACCGGGUCACAACGUCCUCGGAGCCCUGCUCAUCACGCUGCAGAAGAGAAUUGAAUCCCGAAAGAACCAGGCAAAGGCCAGAUAGGCAAGGAGUCGCAUUUCUAUGAUACGGUUUUUGCAGAUGCGUGGUUCACGUUCUAUAGGUUUCAACUUCCGUAGGAUGAACCUUCACAACGGUGAAAGAUAUCUUUAGAUUUUAGCGUAUUUAUAUUUCAGAUAUUUUCUUAACGAGGUUUAAGGCGAUGUUUAAAUUCAUUUCGGAAUGCUUUACUGUCUCGAGAAAAGAUAUUCGACAUCUUAUUGCGUCUGAUGAGAAUAUGUUUUUUGUUAUGAUGAGAGUCUGUAAUUUUUGUUUUUUUUAUUAAAUGUUUUAUAAUUAAAUAAAUGUUAAUGAAUAUAAAAAUAUAAUAUCAAUCACAAAAAUAUCGAAACAUAUAAAUUCAAAUACAUUGAGAUAAAACUAUGUAAUUAAUCUGUUUGUGUAUAUAAUAUACUAGUUAUAGAAAAAUGUUAAAGAAAUAAAAAUUUGUAUUAACUUUCACCAUUUAAUGUAAAUAUUCUAUAUAGUGUUACCCGCUAAGAAAACUUUAAUGAUAUGUCGCAGCACAAAGAUUUAAAUGCAUUAUAUUUUUAGAUAGUUUUAGACCUAUUCUAGUACACGUUACUUAAAAAAUAACAUGACACGCCUAAUAAUUCCAAAUUGUCACGGUAUUCCCUAAAUAAAGGUAACGCCUGUAACAUUUUUAGAUCAUUUAUAAUUUAUAAAAAAUAUCAAAUGUAAGAGAUAGAUAAAUUAAAACAAUCAUGAGGAAUUCUUAAAGUAUUCAGUUUGUAUGUCAUACUAAUAUUUUCCAAUGUUUUACUUGCACGUGAUACAAUUAAAUAUUAAAAAAAAUGAAACGGUAGCCUACAAAAAGUUAAUAAUAAAAGUGGAUUAAUUGCCCAUUAUGUUUGGUUUAAUCUUUAAAAAGAGUAUUUGACGUUAUUUCAUAUAUUGUAAUUAUUAUUAUUGUUAAAUAAAGAUUUGAACUGAUGAAAUAUGAUUUCCCAUAGUAACCAAGUGUUCUAGGUACGUUCGUAUACUUUCAAUAAAUAUGAUUAAAACAUAUAAAUAAAAAAGCUCUAUCAAAAAGGAAUUGCCAUGAUGUUCUUAAUUAAUUACUCUAAUAGAAGCGGUCUGAUUCUAUAUAUUACGAUGCUGCCUUUCUACGAUAUAUCCAGGGCUUGAGACAAAAUCAAUUUACGACAGGAGUGACCCUUCCAGCUACCUACUACCAGCAAAGGAAUUUGUAUGAGAAUGACAUUAACUUAAGCUUGUCACGUGAUGUAUUUACAUGGAUGUUCCAUACAAAUUCAUUUGGCGUUAGUAGAUCACGCCUAUCGCUUGACAGAUAAUAAAGUUUAUAUAUUUA
Messenger RNA from Pieris napi, 6280 nucleotides. RefSeq names its product ankyrin repeat and BTB/POZ domain-containing protein BTBD11. Lineage: Eukaryota; Metazoa; Arthropoda; Insecta; Lepidoptera; Pieridae. The record is from RefSeq and is a predicted model, not a curated record. The transcript has 24 exons. The coding region runs from base 37 to 4953 and encodes 1638 amino acids. Gene Ontology annotation, molecular function: protein heterodimerization activity.